Sander lucioperca (pikeperch) is the source of this 2779-nucleotide messenger RNA. It is a transcript of the gene tfap2d, whose product is annotated as transcription factor AP-2 delta (activating enhancer binding protein 2 delta). Gene Ontology annotation, biological process: regulation of cell population proliferation; anatomical structure development; regulation of transcription by RNA polymerase II. Gene Ontology annotation, molecular function: RNA polymerase II transcription regulatory region sequence-specific DNA binding; DNA-binding transcription factor activity, RNA polymerase II-specific. The record is from RefSeq and is a predicted model, not a curated record. Gene Ontology annotation, cellular component: nucleus. Lineage: Eukaryota; Metazoa; Chordata; Actinopteri; Perciformes; Percidae. Bases 208 to 1578 code for a protein of 456 amino acids. The transcript has 8 exons.
AAGUACAAAAUCCGUGAGCCAGCCCCGUCCGUGCAGAGGGGAGACGCUCGCGUUCCGCCAGCUUUCUGCCGUUACCGAGAGCGCGCGAGGGGGGACUUUUCCAUUUCUCUCGCUUUUUGAGGAUUUUAACGCAUUUUUAUUAUUAUUCGAUCAGGCCAGAUAGCGGAGGAGAAAAAAAAAAAUACGGGUUACUUUGGAGAAAGCACAAUGUCAGCGACCUUCCCCGGACUUGUCCACGACGCAGAGAUACGUCACGACGGAUCAAACAGCUACCGGCUCAUGCAGCUCGGGUGCCUGGAGUCCGUGGCCAACUCCUCGGUCGCCUACUCCUCCUCCUCCCCGCUCACCUACCCGGCGCCGGCAGGGACGGAGUUCGCUUCGCCCUAUUUCUCGGCCAACCACCAGUACACACCCCUCCACCACCAGUCCUUCCACUACGAGUUCCAGCACUCCCACCCGGCCGUGGCCCCGGAGGCCUACGGGCUCAACUCGCUGCACUCGGGCCAGUACUACCAGCAGAUCCACCACGGAGAGCCCGCCGACUUCAUCAACCUGCACAAUGCGCGCUCGGCCCUCAAGUCCUCGUGCCUGGACGAGCAGCAGCGGCGCGAGCUGGGCUGCCUCGACGCUUACCGGCGCCAUGACCUGUCGCUGAUGACGUCACACGGCUCCCAGGCCUACGGCGUCGGUAUGCACCACCCGGACCAGAGGCUGCUGCCCGGCGGCGGCCUUGGUCUCCCUUCGUCAGGAUCAGACGAACUGCAGGGCUCCGUGGAAGCGCAGUGUGGGCUCGUGCUGAACGGCCAAGGGGGCGUCAUCCGGAGAGGGGGGACAUGUGUGGUGAAUCCUACAGAUCUGUUCUGCUCGGUACCGGGCCGACUGUCGCUUCUCAGCUCCACCUCCAAGUACAAAGUCACCAUCGCUGAGGUGAAAAGAAGACUGUCCCCACCAGAGUGCCUCAACGCCUCCCUACUGGGCGGCAUACUGCGCAGAGCGAAGUCUAAGAACGGAGGCCGGUGUCUUCGUGAGAAAUUAGAUCGUCUAGGCCUCAACCUGCCGGCAGGACGGAGGAAAGCUGCCAACGUCACACUGCUCACCUCCCUGGUGGAAGGUGAGGCGCUCCACCUGGCGAGGGACUUUGGCUACACCUGCGAGACAGAGUUUCCCAGUAAGGCAGUGGGGGAACAUUUGGCGAGGCAGCACAGUGAGCCGAAAGAAACCAGCGCACGCAAGAAAAUGGUCCUAGCUACGAAGCAAAUCUGUAAGGAGUUUCAGGACUUAUUGAGCCAAGACCGCUCUCCUCUGGGCUCCUCCAGACCAACCCCCAUCCUGGACCUGGACAUCCAGAGACACCUCACACACUUCAGUCUGAUCACUCACGGGUUCGGCACGCCGGCGGUCUGCGCAGCUCUCAGCACCUUCCAGACGGUCCUGAGUGAGAUGCUCAACUACCUGGACAAAAACUCGAGCGGGAAAACGAGCACCGACCAACAGAUCAACAACAGCUCAGAAAAGACGCAGCUCCGGAAAACAGCCGAGCCCCAGAGCAAAGACGGGAAAACAGAAAAGACUGAGUAGCCCCCACCCACCCGGUCCCCGUGCCUUGGAGCGCUGCAUUUAGGAGUGUGUGUGUGUGUGUGUGCACACACACUCUCAGAAAGGAUUUGUUAACUCCCACUGUAUCUUCUUUGGGACAAUUCAUAUCGAUUGUUAUUUAUUUAUCUUAUGUUGAAAUGUAACACUAAACUGAACUGUCCCAAACAAGACGUCCUGUUCCACAUCCUGUUUAGGUUUGUGUGUGUGUGUGUGUGUGUGUGUGUGUGUGUGUGUGUGUGUGUGUGUGUCUGUCAUAAUAAGGAGGAGUCAUGCCAUGGAGACGGCUGUGACUAUUCUUUGACUUGUUUGUUUGUUUAUUAAUUCUGAAAACCGGAAGUAAACAUGGACAUGCUGACAUCACAGUUUUCCAGGACAGGGGUGGUAACUGCCAACAUACACACACACACACACACACACACACACACACACACACACACACACACACGGUUUUGGGCAAUUUGAUCUCAAUCCAGCUAAUUCAGGUGUGGAUACAAAAAAAAAAACAUGUUUGUCCUCUGAAGGUUAAUUUAACCUAUUUUGUAUUAAAUUAUUGAGAGAAAUCUCUUUUAUUAUAUUUCUAGUUUUGUUUAAAUUCUCAGGCGAUCUAAUCCAAAAAAAAAAAGUUUAAAUUGAAGUACAAUGACCCUAACCCAAACCCCCCCCCACACACACACACACACACACACCCCUGUACCUGUGAGAGCACUUAUACCCCCCCGAAAGCAGACUUAUUUUUACAGCGUACAAUCAGUGCCAUAGCAACCAGUGUGUUUACCAUGUGGGCAACAGAGAAAAAGACACCAUUACUGGAUGUGAGAAAGACACCACUGCCUCGGUUAGGCUACACUGUGGUGUAUCUGUGAAUGUGUGAUUGAAUGUGUCUUAGUGUGUGUGAGAGAUAAAGAGAGAGAGAGAAAGAGAGAGAAGGGUCCAACUCAGCCAUUUUGUAUAAGGUGACUUUGCGGUUGCUGUCGUUACUCUUCCCUGUGCAUGUCUAUCUUUGUACACUCCCCAGAUCGCAAGUUUAGCCGACACAAGCUCUCUGACUCGCUCAUGAACAUUUGUAAAGAUAUAUAUAAAUAUUUAAAUUACUUUUCUUGUAGGCUUUCAACUAUAUAUAUGUGAAAUCCCUACCUUCUGAAAUGCUGGUGUUCAAUAAAGACAGUUGCUACGUGUUCUACUA